Molecule: messenger RNA, 2216 nt
Organism: Asterias rubens (European starfish)
Lineage: Eukaryota; Metazoa; Echinodermata; Asteroidea; Forcipulatida; Asteriidae
Product: neuropeptides capa receptor-like
Exons: 1
Coding region: 339-1484 (381 amino acids)
Biological process (GO): G protein-coupled receptor signaling pathway
Cellular component (GO): plasma membrane
Molecular function (GO): G protein-coupled receptor activity
Source: RefSeq, a predicted model, not a curated record
AGAGAUGGAGUUGACACGGGGAGUAGAGUUUACAAGUGGCCUCAGUUGGUGCUUGCUCCGGACUCAACCCGAUGAAUACGCAAAAUAAACGGCGCGGGUUGUUCAGCCAGUCACGGUGAAAUGCACACCUGAUGCAGGGAGGGAAGAGAGAGACGAAGAGAGGCACACUGCAUCCUAGUUUUGGAUGAUGAGCGUACAUCGUCAUGACGGACUAAUCGAUCUGAUGAUAGCGUUGGCAAUUUGAAUAGCUACCUGAGUGAAAUUUUCUUCAGUGCAGUCUACUGUGUGGAUUGAUACAAAACAUUUUUCUUUCGGCAACAACACACCAACGUGUCAAAAUGGGAGCUGAACAGUCGGAUUGCAUCGCUUUCCAUGAUCUCGGGAACAUCACAGAUUCCAACCUCCUUGAAGGAUGGUUUCGGGACAAUAUAACCAUUGCCAUGUUAACAGUGGUUAUGCCCAUCUUGUUCGUUGUUGGCUUAGCAGGUAACAUGGCUUUCCUCUUCGUAAUGGUCAGGGUGUCGUGGAUGCACACAGUGACCAACUAUUACCUGGCUAAUCUCGCUGUGGCGGACAUCUCCUUUCUGGUUGCUGCGAUCGGGGAGAAGAUGUGGGGUUACUGGGCCACCCCGAUCGAGCUGGACACAGCGUCCUUCAUGGGACGCUCGGGAUGCAUCGCCUUCAACCUCCUCAAGCUAAUAACAUUCUUUGCGUCGCUAUUCCUGGUCACCCUGGUAUCGCUUGAACGUUUCUACGCAAUCUGUAAGCCCGUUCAACAUUGGAUGCUAAGCGACAAGGGACGGACGGUCAAACUAGUCGGCGUGUGCUGGCUCCUAGCUCUGAUAUUCGCAUGCUGUCUCGUCCCGGCUAACUCAGACAUUCAUGUGAAUUGCGUCACGUGGCCGAAUCUGGAGCGUUUCAGGGGACUCUCCAAGGUGACGGCAACCUGUGUACCGUCCCACGAGUGGAUGUUAUCCGUCUCGCUAGGCAUGCAGACGGUACCCUUCGCCAUCGCAAUGGUAGGCAACAUUUUACUGUACAUCGUAAUCAUUACCAAUUUGAACAAGAGAGUCGCGGCGAAGGAGAAGAAGCAGACGACCUCCAGGCAGGGGUCGGCCACCAACGCCCCGGCCCCGCAGACCCAGAGCCACAAGAUCAGGAACACGGUGGCCAGAAUGCUCAUCGUCAACGGCACUCUAUUCUUCAUAUGCCUGGCCCCUUUCCAGUUCGCCUCCUUCGCGAAUCUAAUACUCAGAGAGCUCAACAUUCAAACGUUUGCGCGGGAACACAUGACGAUCAUCUUGGCCGUUUGCCGGACUUUAACGUACCUCAACUCCGUGGUCAACCCCUUCGUGUACACGGUCACUAAUAAGAGAUACCGGCACGCGUUUUACGUAGCCUUCACCUUCAGUCGGAACGAGCAACGCCAGAGGUACUCCAAAAACACAUCAGUCGUCACCACGGACAUGUCAACCCGCAUGUGAGCACACCCCCACACACACGUCAUCCGCUAACACGGUGAGUAUGCCUAAACACAGGCGGUGGAAGGAAACAACUUCACCACUGGAGGUCAGUUGGAAACAAACGAGUGAGAGAGAUUUGAAAAAAAAGGUGAUCAACACGUGGCGGUCAGUUAAACGCCAAACAGACCGAGAAAUCCAACGCAUUUUCCUGUCGCCCUCCACGCUCUGUAACAAAGAGCUUUACACCAUUCAUUGGAAACCGACCCGAGGAUCGCUGGGCAUCUUUCAUUUCUCGCAUGAAGCGCUCGAUAAAUCCACUACGAGCGAUUUCGUUUCAGAUAAGCAAAAAAAAAAAAAAAAAAAAAAAAAAACAGGAGUUACUGAUCUCCUGUCUAAGGCUAGUGAUCUCGACUCGUGAACCAGUCGAAAGUCGUCGCUUUAAAGAUCUCGGCUGAUUUUGAUAUCCUGUUUAAUAAUGCUAAGAGUUUACCCUUUUCACUCCAGUUAAAGGCACUGGACACUAUUGGUAAUUACUCAAAAAACAUUUUUUUGCAUAAAGUUUUACUUGGUAACAGGCAAUGGAGGGUUGUUGAUAGUAUAAAACAUUGUGAGAAACGACUCCUUCUUAUGUAGCGUUGUUUAUAAGAAAGAUGUCAUUUCUCACUUAAACAAUAAGAUACUUCAGCUGAAGCCUUUUAUUAUACAUCUGAAAGCACACACAUUGUUCUCUUGCAACUUCGAUAACCAAUUGAG